Messenger RNA from Kalmanozyma brasiliensis GHG001, 765 nucleotides. RefSeq lists its product as uncharacterized. Lineage: Eukaryota; Fungi; Basidiomycota; Ustilaginomycetes; Ustilaginales. The record is from RefSeq and is a predicted model, not a curated record. Bases 1 to 765 code for a protein of 254 amino acids. The transcript has a single exon.
AUGACGCUCGACGCGGCGGCCAUCGCACCAUCACCCUCGCUCAAAACCCCCACUUCUAAAUCAAGACAACCAUUAGACAUCGUCGACCUGACCCCCGAACAACGCUCGACCCUCACCCUACAGGUUCACCGCCAUACGCCGUCCGCACCGAUAUCGGAAAACGUCCUGACCACCUUCACGUCCGUCAUCAACGCCGCCUUCCACGAUGCAGAGCACGUCGUCAACUUUGGCGAUAAGCAGCGCUACCCCACGAACCAGCUGCUGCUCGACGAUCUCAACCAUGGCGAGGAGGGCGCAUGGGUGUUCCUCCUCGUCACUGCCGAGUGCACGGCCGUGGCGGGAGCCAAGAUCACUCUCAGCGGGGAGGGUAUGGAUGGCGGACCGGGUGUGCACACGCGUCCCAACCCGGACUAUUCGUCACCUCACGGCGCGGACCAGCUGAAAACGUUCUGGCUCGGCGCGCUAGGAUCCAUCUCCCCCGGCGUCGGUCGCAUGCUCAUCGACCACAUCAAGGCGUUUCUCUCGAAGCUCCAAGACGGAGCACCUUUCAGGAUACGCGCAUACACAGUGGCCCAGUGGGGCGUCGAUCCAGACUACUCAAUACCCCAGAACGCCUCCUUGCCCAGCUGGUUCAAGAGGCAAGGCUUCGAGGUGAUCGAUUACAGCUGGAAGCCGCCGGGCACAUGGCAGAGCUUCUACGGCGCUUGUCUGUGCGCCAUCGAGUACGUGCAUGCGCAUUCUGCUGCGGGCGGACAAGACAGCUAG